CCGACUGAUCCAACCUCCAUCCUGAAUUCCACACACACACCAAAACAAGGGAGGCUGGCAGUAGCACAGGACUGGCCGAUUGAGGAAGCUGACGACUGACAAGCAUGUGGGAAGACAAUGUAUAAAGCUCCGAAAUUUGAACACUGAUGCUCAGCUACUACAUUGGACUCAUUCCUGUUCUGAACAGAAGACUGCAAGCUCAGCCCUGCACUUGGACAUUAAAAAAAAGUGAAUAUUUUUGCAGGAAGACAUGAAGUGCUGUCUCUUUGUCGCCUCUCUCCUCAUUAACGUGCACCUAGGCGCAGCUCGCAGAGCGCAGUAUGCAGUGGAUUGCCCUGACCGAUGCGACAGCUACGACUGCAGAAGCCCCACGCGUUGCAAGCGGACUGUCCUGGACGACUGUGGUUGCUGCAGAGUCUGCGCAGCUGCCGCCGGGGAGACAUGUUAUCGCACAGUCUCUGGGAUGGAUGGUGUUAAAUGCGGACCUGGUCUGAGGUGCCAGUUCUUUACAGAAGAGGACGACUUUGGAGAUGAGUUUGGUAUCUGCAGAGAUUGUCCCUAUGGAACUUAUGGAAUGGAGUGCAGACGAACUUGUAACUGCCAGUCUGGAAUAUGUGACCGGGUGACUGGAAAAUGCUUGAAAUUCCCAUUUUUCCAGUUAACUGGAGGCAAAACAGCAAACAAACGGAAAGGUGUGUCCAGUUCUGAUCCUGACAUGCCAUCAGGAGAUGGCCACAGUGACAGAGAAGAGAACUUAAAAGACAAAAAUGGCCGCUCCUCAGGAAUAAAAUGGUUAAAUCCCCGCUGACGCUAAAAUGAUAGAAAAAAAACAGUGGACUUUAAAGAGAAAUCUGACGUCAUUAAUUGCUAAACCGUUUAGCAGAGAGAUCCAAGUAGUGGAACUGCUGAGUGUCUCUGAGAAUGUCAACUUCAUGCAUCACUUUAUACAUUUAACAGUGAAUUGUUCACGUUGCACAUUGUUUUUUCUGCAAAGCAAAUUCUAUUUGGUUGAAACUUUUUUAAUGUAUAAUAAUAUAAAAUUUAUUUUGAACAAUUUUAAACUGAAUGGCAAUCAUUUGUAUUUAAAAAAAAAUACCUUAUAAAUGUUUAAUGUUAUAUUAAAUAUUAUUAAUGAUUCAGGGGUUGGGCCGAAUCCAAAAUAGUGGAUUCGGUGCAUCCCUAGUUUUUAUACAAACAUUUAAAUUGUUUACAUAAACAUGUUUAUUACAGUA
This is a messenger RNA of Xenopus laevis (African clawed frog), 1232 nucleotides long. RefSeq names its product endothelial cell-specific molecule 1 L homeolog (gene esm1.L). The record is from RefSeq and is a predicted model, not a curated record. Gene Ontology annotation, cellular component: extracellular region. The transcript is spliced from 3 exons. Gene Ontology annotation, biological process: angiogenesis; positive regulation of hepatocyte growth factor receptor signaling pathway. The coding region runs from base 251 to 808 and encodes 185 amino acids. NCBI's taxonomy places the organism in Eukaryota, Metazoa, Chordata, Amphibia, Anura, Pipidae. Gene Ontology annotation, molecular function: hepatocyte growth factor receptor binding; integrin binding.